UUUGGCAAAUCAGUCAGAUUUUCGUCGUCAGUGAGAGCGCUUACGUCGUCAUUGAAAGCAAGACUGUCACACAGCACUUCACUUUCGUUGGGAUUAGCUUGGUCUGUUAGCCUUCUCAGCUGAUAACCAAUUUUCGCCCAUUUCUUGUAUCGGAUCAAAAGAAUCGGAAGCAAUUUUAACUCCCAGAUAGUGUUAUAUUAACGCUAAACCAUGCAGCCAUUUUGUAGUCACAACGCAUUGUUCCGAGGAAUCUCGCUUGUUCUUAUUUUGCUUCAAUGUUCACAAGUUUGGAGUUACUAUAUAGUGUGUUACUUCACCAAUUGGUCACAGUAUCGCGCUCCGGGGGGGAAGUUUUUCCCUGAAGACAUCGAUCCGACAUUAUGUACACAUAUCAACUACGCCUUUGGGAAAGUUGUUGGAAACGAAAUCCAUAAAGUGGAAUGGAACGAUGACGCUCUCAUUAGCCGUGUUCUCGAUCUCAAAAAACGAAAUCCCAACCUAAAAGUCUCAAUCGCAGUUGGAGGCUGGAACGCUCGAUCUCCAGCCUUUUCCCAGUUGGUAUCUUCUCAGCAGAAUAUUAACGCCUUUUUAACGAACUCUAUUAAAUUUCUCCGAAAAUAUGGUUUUGAUGGCCUUGAUAUUGACUGGGAAUACCCAACCAAACGUGGAGGUAAACCAACUGACAGAGAAGGCUUUUCCCAGUUAAUACGGACAUUGCGACCAGCGUACCAGAGAGAAGGCUUGCUACUGACCGCAGCUCUUUCAGCAAACACACAUUUUUCACUUCAAUAUUAUAAUAUUCCAGUUCUUGCACAGUAUUUAGACUUCAUAAAUUUAAUGACAUACGAUUAUCAUGGACAAUGGGAACAGAAAGCUGGUCUUUGCAGUCCUAAUUCAGAAAUACAUGAAACAGUUGACUUCUAUAUCCGAAAUGGUGUGCCAGCAAAUAAACUUACUUUAGGUUUACCAGCGUAUGGACGAUCUUUCACUUUGGUAGAUUCUGAGUUGUACGGAGUUGAUGCUCCUGUUGCUGGAGGUGGCCAAGCAGGGAAAUAUACUCGAGAGAAAGGAUUCCUCGCGUACUACGAAAUUUGCCUAAAUAUUCGUAACAACAACUGGAUCCGCGAAUGGUUAAGCAAAGAAGGUGUCCCCACUGCUCGUUCAGGCAACCAAUGGGUUGGUUAUGAUGAUAUGCAAAGUUUUCGAGAAAAGUCAAGAUAUAUUAUAGAAAAAGGACUUCUUGGAGCAAUGUUUUGGGCCCUUGAUGAAGACGAUUUUAGCAACAAGUGCGGCAACGGAAAAUAUCCAUUGUUAACCACAAUAAACAAUGUAUUAAAAGGAGGAGUUCCACCAAUAACACAUCCAACAUAUCAACCUAUAACAACAACAAGCACAUCAGUUACACCAGUUAGAAACACUUGUGAUUAUUUUACAUCAGUCCCUUUAUAUUGUGGUCACUUACGAGGAAUGUUUUUAUAUCUUUAUGACUGCCGUUGCUUCAUUCUAUGCGAAGAGUUAUAUGCCAAAAUAUUAAGAUGUCCGUCUUAUCUCCUCUUCAACCAUCAGACUAUGAAAUGUGACUGGCCACAAAAUGUACAUUGUUUCCGUUUCCCUGGUCAACUUGGGAAAUAGUGCCGUUAUUCUGUUUACUGUAUUAUUUACUGUACAAACUUUGUUACACAUCAAUCCAAGUCUAUGUUUCUUUUGUAGUAUUUGUUAAACGAAUGCUCACAUUGCUUUACACCAGGUUCAUGUACUGAAUAAAUUUCCAUUUCAAAUAGUUCAUCUCUGAUGAAGUAAACUUAUAAUUUAUGUUAGACUAUAAAGUAACAGGUUUUAAUUGUCCUGCUGUUGCAUUUUAUUAACAAUAAAUUAUUUAAGAUAUACAUGGGACAACAGGGCUUUAAUCAUAUGUAGAUAUAACGAUAUAAUGGCUAAUGAUUGUUAUAAUAUUAUAAAAACUGCUGUAAAAUCAAGACAUUUAAAAAUACAACAGAUAUUGCAAUUGCUGUAAUUGUAACGAUUGAUGUAACAGUAUUGCUGUAGUCUUAGCUCGAUAUAAGAAUUGUACAGUUAUUUAAACAUGAAGAUUGUUGUAAGACUGUUACAUAACGACAGUAAAUGUGAAGAAAUGAUGAAUUCUGUAACAUAAGACAAUCAUUUUAACGAUGUGACAGCCGUUGUAACAACUUCACAUUUUUUAAAUUGUUAUGGUAGUAGUUGCAGUAUUCAUUGUAACAAUAUUUAUUGAAAAGAUAUAACUGUCAAUGUAAGGAAAUAGUUUGUGUCAUAACAAUAUAGUUGCCGUUAUGGUUAUAUAAGAACUAAUGUAAAAAAUAUUGUUUCCUGUAAUAUUUUUAUUAUUUCCUGAAGAGUAGUUUUAUAAGAAAUUUUAACGAUAUAGAAGUUAUUGUAAUGAUAUAAAAUUGUGAUAUCACAGCAGUAAUAGUAUAUCAGUUACAGUACUACUAAAAUAGUUAUUGUAAGGAUAUAGCAGGUGCUGUUUUAACAUCUGAUAACCAAAAAGCUUUUAGGAAUUAUACUGAAACAAUUCUGAAAUACGUUUAAUGAUUCAACAAUAUAUAUUAUCAAUUUCGUCACUGAACCAUAUAAAUUAUUUCCAAGUACUCUAUAUAAGCAUACUUGGGUUGGUGUUGCUAUAUAAACCCCCAUCUUUUCGUUGGGAACCAAUGUAUAUACUUGUUCAUCUUUGUAAUUAUGUAAUGAAUGUGAAAAAAAUGUAAAUUCUAAGAGACAAUGAUUUACACUUCAUAUUUAGGUCCUUGUAACUGUCUUUACUUUUCAAAACAAUAUUUACCAUCAUCAACGCAACAAAUUAACAUAAACACACACGCACACACACACACACACACACUUAUCUAUAUGUAAAUUUACACAUCCCCACAUACAUAAUUAUACCAUGCAUUAUCAAACGUGUUUAAAAUUAAAACCAAUUCUGCUCA
This is a messenger RNA of Octopus sinensis (East Asian common octopus), 2963 nucleotides long. RefSeq names its product acidic mammalian chitinase. The record is from RefSeq and is a predicted model, not a curated record. Gene Ontology annotation, biological process: chitin catabolic process; carbohydrate metabolic process. Gene Ontology annotation, molecular function: chitinase activity; chitin binding. Bases 211 to 1632 code for a protein of 473 amino acids. Gene Ontology annotation, cellular component: extracellular region. NCBI's taxonomy places the organism in Eukaryota, Metazoa, Mollusca, Cephalopoda, Octopoda, Octopodidae. The transcript is spliced from 11 exons.